Orcinus orca (killer whale) is the source of this 1066-nucleotide messenger RNA. It is a transcript of the gene FAM241B, whose product is annotated as family with sequence similarity 241 member B. The coding region runs from base 178 to 540 and encodes 120 amino acids. Gene Ontology annotation, cellular component: intracellular membrane-bounded organelle. The transcript is spliced from 3 exons. The record is from RefSeq and is a predicted model, not a curated record. NCBI's taxonomy places the organism in Eukaryota, Metazoa, Chordata, Mammalia, Artiodactyla, Delphinidae.
CCUACAGAGGGAGCUGCUGCGCCACCUGCGGGGCCGUACGGCUGCGGCGCGCGCUUCCUGUGAGGUCAGGUGGGAGGAAGCGGCCUGGGAGCCGCGGGGACUGGACGCCGUCGCCCGUAGGUGUUUCAAGGUCUGGGGAAAGGUGCAGCCCAGCUGGAACCCAUAGCUCCUGGAAGGAUGGUUCGGAUCUUGGCCAAUGGGGAAAUUGUGCAGGACGAUGACCCCCGUGUGAGGAACACUACCCAACCACGCAGCAGCACCCCUCGACAGAGCUUUCUCAAUAGGGGCCAUGGCACCCCGCUGGGGGGUCCCGGCCCUCGCCAGCAGCAGGCGGGCGCCAGGCUGGGUGCCGCUCAGUCCCCCUUCAGUGACCUCAACCGGCAGCUGUUGAACAUGGGCUUCCCCCAGUGGCAUCUGGGCAACCACGCCGUGGAGCCGGUGACCUCCAUCCUGCUCGUCUUCCUGCUCAUGCUGCUUGGUGUGCGUGGACUCCUGCUGGUGGGCCUCGUCUACCUGGUGUCCCACCUGAGCCAGCGGUGACCUCCGGGGGCUGCUGGAGCAGGUGUGUGGGAGAGGGAGCUGCUGGGCCUCGGUGUGAGAGCGGGCACCUGGGGAGGAGCUUCACUGGUGCCUUGAACGUGUGCUCAGAGAGCAUGUUUCCAUGUUGUGUUAAGCAUGAGGCAGAGGGAGCCUCUAGUCCAACGUUCCCAAAGGAUCAGGUCAUACCCUCAUUCCCUGGAGAUGCAUUUUGGUCGUAUCAGGCGUUAAGCACAAAGUCAGAGCGAGAAAGGGAUUCCCUUUCCAAUUCUCACCCAACCCUUUUAUGCCACGAAGAAAGUCUGCUGUGUGCCAAUAUGUUCUUGUGCGUCUGGAACACGGGCCGACUUCCCCGUUACUAGGGAGCAGGCCUUGAGCUUAGGGCAGGUGGGAAAGGUUUCUAGACUUUUAUAGCUCUGUUUUGUUUUAAUGGGAUAUUUUUAUUGGCUACCUUUUAUUUACGACAGGUGGUACUGGUAUUCUCCUUAUUGUGGUGGCGUUUUCAAUAAAGAAAUUUAAGUAAAAGUGA